Molecule: messenger RNA, 882 nt
Organism: Emys orbicularis (European pond turtle)
Lineage: Eukaryota; Metazoa; Chordata; Testudines; Emydidae
Gene: IGFBPL1
Product: insulin like growth factor binding protein like 1
Exons: 5
Coding region: 1-795 (264 amino acids)
Biological process (GO): regulation of cell growth; regulation of signal transduction
Cellular component (GO): extracellular region
Molecular function (GO): insulin-like growth factor binding
Source: RefSeq, a predicted model, not a curated record
AUGGCCCGGCCCGUCGGGCGGCUGCUGCUGCUGCUGCUGGCGCUGGCGGCGCGGCGGGGCGCGGGCGGCGGGUGCGGGCUCUGCCGGCCCGAGCGCUGCCCCCCGGCGCGCUGCCCGGCGCCCGAGCUGGCGGCGCGGGACGAGUGCGGCUGCUGCGAGCGCUGCCUGGGCGCCGAGGGCGAGCGCUGCGGCGGGCGGGGCGCCGGGGGCCCGCGGGGGCCCCGUUGCGGCCCGGGGCUGGUGUGCGUGAGCCAGGCGCGGGGCGCGGGGGCGCCCGAGGGCACCGGCCGCUGCCUGUGCAAGGAGGACGGGGCGGUGUGCGGCUCGGACGGGCGCUCCUACCCCAGCGCCUGCGCCCUGCACCUGCUCGCCGGGCCCCGGCGCGUCCGCAAGGCGCACGACGGCGAGUGCCGGCUGGCUCCUGUGAUUGUUGUACCACCAAAAAAGAUUCAUAAUCUAACUGGUGCCCAAGUGUACCUGUCCUGUGAAGUGAAGGCAGUUCCCACUCCCAUCAUCACAUGGAGAAAGGUCACAGAGUCACCCAAGGGAGUUAAACUCCUGGAAGAAUUGCCUGGAGACAGAGUAAACAUGGCAGUCCAAGUUCGUGGUGGUCCUUCUAAACAUGAGAGCACAGGGUGGGUUUUGAUUAACCCGCUGAUGAAGGAAGAUGAGGGCAUUUACCAAUGUCAUGCUACCAACAUGGUUGGAGAAACACAGGCAGAAGGGAAUAUUAAAGUCACUGAGCAAAGUAAAAGUAAGAGGACUAACUUCCUAGAAUCAGAUGACAUGAUAUAGCAGGGGAGAAGUGAUUCAAUCUUCGCUCCAGGGAAACAAAGAUUGUCGAGCACAGGCUAAAAACAAGUCAAUUAGUGGCUUCCGUGG